AGAUGUUCAGGAGGGCCUCCGAAUCUACACUGUUGUGCCGUGGAUGCCGUACCUCCUGAUUGGAGGAUCUGCUUGUGCCGUCAUUUUAUUCUUCUAUCUGCCAUUCACUAAGUUCUGGCCCUUGACCAUGCUCCUUGGGGCUUGGAUAGUCUAUGAUCGGAACACCCACAGUAGAGAUUGUAGACGUUCGACUUGGGUACGAAACUGGACCCUCUGGAAAUAUUUCGGAAGUUACUUCCCAGUAAAGCUGGUGAAGACUCACGACCUUUCUCCAAAUCAAAACUACAUCAUUGCCAGCCACCCCCAUGGCCUUUACUCUUAUGGUGUCUUCAUCAACUUUGCCACCGAGGCCACUGGCUUUGCUAAGAUUUUCCCAUCCAUCACUCCCUCCUUAGGGACCUUGGAAGGGUUCUUCUGGAUGCCAAUUUUGCGAGAGUUUCUGAUGUGUUUGGGUGCACGCCCAGUGAGCGAGUCGUCUCUGAAGUACAUCCUGACCCAGAAAGGCUCAGGCAAUGCCAUGAUUAUCGUGGUGGGUGGAGCUGCCGAAGUCCUCCUGACUCGGCCUGGAGAAACCGUCCUCUUCCUCAGACAGCGUAAAGGUUUUGUGAAGUUGGCACUGAUGACAGGGUCACAUAUUGUCCCUUGCUAUUCCUUUGGUGAGAACGACCUUCACCAAUUCGUGAGCUUUCCUCAGGACACGUGGAUGAAUUACUUCCAAGAAACCUUCCAGAACACAUGCAAAAGAUUCCUGGGAACGAGUUUCCGUGGCUGCUGUGGACAGGGAAUCACUCGUGGAUCCUGGGGCUUCCUGCCUUUAAGACGGCCCAUUACCACUGUUGUUGGGGAACCCCUGCCAAUUCCCAAGAUUGAGAAUCCAGACAAGAAGACAGUGGACAAGUAUCACGCACUCUACAUUAGUGCCCUGCACAAGCUGUUUGAACGAUACAAAGUUGAAUGUGGCUUCCCUGAGACCCAAGAGCUGUUAAUCAUAUAACAGGAGCCAGAUUCCUCAUUAAUAAACCUCCAAAGCCAUGAAGGAUUCAAGCAGAGCCACAGGAAAGGAAUAAUUGGGGGAGAGGGUAGGAUCUCAAGGAUGAGAAAGGCCAACCAAGCCAGAAACUAUUUAAUGAAUUAGGGUUCCAGCAAUGGAAUCCCCUCCCAAGUAACCAAAGCAGGUUUUGGGGAAAGAAUCAGAGGAGCAGGGGAAGACCAGGGAGGGCUAGCUAGCAGAGAAGGUGGCUCCAUCAGCCCUGGUUAUGCUAGGCAGCAAUCCAGUUUGGGAGUCCUGUGAAUCAUUCCAGCCAACUCUCUGAUCACAGUAAUAAGAAGCCAAAGAACGCUGUGACCUUCCUCCUGAAUCUUAGAGACAUCCAUCACUGUUUAGGCUUAGAAGCUUUAUUUAGGAGUGUUUGUUUCCUCCCAGGCCCUUUUCUUAUGAUUUGGAGACUUCCUCAAGGUAAAUCGGGGACCUGAACUGUGGCUUC
Molecule: messenger RNA, 1484 nt
Organism: Microcebus murinus (gray mouse lemur)
Lineage: Eukaryota; Metazoa; Chordata; Mammalia; Primates; Cheirogaleidae
Product: diacylglycerol O-acyltransferase 2-like protein 6
Biological process (GO): lipid metabolic process
Cellular component (GO): endoplasmic reticulum membrane
Molecular function (GO): long-chain-alcohol O-fatty-acyltransferase activity
Source: RefSeq, a predicted model, not a curated record